Molecule: messenger RNA, 1136 nt
Organism: Pseudovirgaria hyperparasitica
Lineage: Eukaryota; Fungi; Ascomycota; Dothideomycetes; Acrospermales; Acrospermaceae
Product: pyridoxine
Exons: 2
Coding region: 230-1066 (278 amino acids)
Biological process (GO): pyridoxal 5'-phosphate biosynthetic process; pyridoxine metabolic process
Cellular component (GO): glutaminase complex; cytosol
Molecular function (GO): glutaminase activity
Source: RefSeq, a predicted model, not a curated record
CAAUGCGACAACGUGAAAGAUAAGUUGUUUAUGUAGGGAGAAGACCGGAGUCGGAGUCAUUGAAAGCCAUGCGAAGUCAGCUACCGACUCCGAAAGACAUGCGGUAAUCACCGGCCCCUCAGUCUAGCCUUAUCGAUACAGACCCCUGCCAUCAUUUUUUUUGUGCCGUUCGUAAUGCGGCUUCGGCGAACUCGUGACUUCAUUGAUCUUCCAGCAAAGUAUAACGAGCAUGAGUGCGCAGACGAUUGUUGGGGUCCUCGCACUUCAGGGUGCUUUCAGCGAACACAUUCAACUUCUCCGUCAAGCAGCGUUGCUAAUAGAUCAGACGCACGGUAAUGGAUUAGUAUGGCGAUUUAUCGAAGUGAGAACCGAAAAAGAACUGGACAGCUGCCAUGCGCUCAUCAUACCUGGCGGAGAGAGUACAACAAUGUCAUUAGUUGCGGUCGACUCUGGACUGUUGGAGCCCUUGCGGCAAUUCGUAAAGGUACAAAGAAAGCCAACAUGGGGAACCUGCGCUGGACUCAUACUACUGGCUGAAUCCGCGAAUAGGACAAAGAGAGGUGGCCAAGAGCUCAUUGGUGGCCUGGACGUGCGGGUCAAUAGGAACCAUUUCGGUCGCCAGACGGAAAGCUUUCAAGCAGAGCUUGACUUACCGUUCCUGGUGUCUUCUCAUGCGGUCAAGAACCAGGCGAACAAGCCAUUCAGGACAGUAUUUAUUAGGGCUCCGAUUGUAGAGAAAAUACUACCCCAUGUGGUUGGUAUUCAGGAUGCUGAAGCAGAGAGAACGGACACGGUGAUUGCUCCCAGUCGAGAAAUUGACACGAAGCUAUGUAGACAGGGAUAUGAUCAAGAGGUAGAAGUACUUGCGCGUUUGCCUAAAGACGCUGCAAAAAAGCGUGGAAAGGAAGCCGUUCAAUUGGCCGAGCCAGGAGGUGACAUUGUCGCGGUCAGACAGGGCAAUGUGUUUGGCACAAGUUUCCAUCCAGAAUUGACGCAGGACUCGCGGAUACACGUGUGGUGGCUGGAACAAGUUCUUGAGCAGUCCUCUCAAAGAACAAAUAGAUGAGAAUACGGCUAUGGUUAGAUUCGUAUAUCCGGAACAUAUUCCCGUAUAGAAGCGCAGGGGUAUUCCCCCA